GGCUGCAUCCGCCCUCUCCCAGAGUGACCUGCGCGUGGUCACGUGAGCGCGGCCCAGCGGCGAUGGCGGCUCCCUGGCUGUUGCUCCUGCUGCUGGCAGCGCCGGGCGCGGUCCAGGGGAGUGGCUGUCGGGCCGGAGCUCGGGGGGCUGCAGCAGAAGGCUGUGGGCCCACGGGGCUACUGCUGGAGCACUCCUUUGAGACUGAUGACAACGUCCACUUCCGGAAACGGGGCUCCCUGACGUGGAAUGUGCAGGAUGGGACGAUCACCCUGACCCAGAGGCAGCUGACAGAGGAUGAGCGGGGCAGGCUUCGGGAUGUGGCAGCUCUGAAUGGCCUGUACCGAGUCAGGGUUCCCCGGAAGCCAGGGGCUGUCGAGGGCCUGGUGGCGGCUGGCCAUGUCUCCUCCUUUGUCCCCGCGUGCUCCUUGGUGGAGUCCCACCUCUCCGACCGGCUGACCUUGCACGUGGACGUGGCUGGCAACGUGGUGGGCCUGUCGGUGGUGACGGAGCCUGGGGGCUGCCGGGGCCACGAGGUGGAAGAUGUGGACUUGGAGCUGUUCAACACCACAGUCCAGCUGCAGCCGCCACUCACUGCCCCCGGCCCAGAGACGGCCGCCUUCAUUGAGCGUCUAGAGAUGGAACAAGCCCAGAAGGCCAAGAACCCCCAGGAGCAGAAGUCCUUCUUUGCCAAAUAUUGGCACCUCAUCCUGGGGGGCGCCGUGUUUCUUACUGCCAUGCGUCCGGCCCGGGGCCCAGCACCAUCGUCUGAGGCUUGAGUGAGGACCCAAUGGAUGUACAUCGUUCCCAUUGUCCUGUUCCUCAUGAUGUCUGGAGCACCUGAUGCUGGUGGCCAGGGAGGGGGUGGGGGCGGCG
Phascolarctos cinereus (koala) is the source of this 873-nucleotide messenger RNA. RefSeq names its product ER membrane protein complex subunit 10 (gene EMC10). Gene Ontology annotation, cellular component: EMC complex. The record is from RefSeq and is a predicted model, not a curated record. NCBI's taxonomy places the organism in Eukaryota, Metazoa, Chordata, Mammalia, Diprotodontia, Phascolarctidae.